Molecule: messenger RNA, 2886 nt
Organism: Manis javanica (Malayan pangolin)
Lineage: Eukaryota; Metazoa; Chordata; Mammalia; Pholidota; Manidae
Gene: RPH3AL
Product: rabphilin 3A like (without C2 domains)
Biological process (GO): regulation of calcium ion-dependent exocytosis; spontaneous neurotransmitter secretion; exocytosis
Cellular component (GO): synapse
Molecular function (GO): small GTPase binding
Source: RefSeq, a predicted model, not a curated record
AGAUCUUCAUCAGGGUCACCAGACAACUGGUGGUAGGAGGGAGCGUGACCUGGUCUUCCUCCUGUCUGGGACGCCUGCACGGCCAGGCCUGGGUGAAAUCCCCUCGGUUCCUGGGCCUUCGAUGUGCCAGGCACUGUGUUGGCACUCACUCCAUCAUCAGAGUCCAUCCUGGACAAACCUGCUGAGGAAGGCAGCACCUCCUUUGUGCAAAGAAGGAAAUGGGGUGUAGCUGUGACUCCCCACCCUGGCUGGGUGCUCCAAGACAUGGCCGACACCAUCUUCGGCAGUGGGAAUGGUCGAUGGGUGUGCCCCAACGAUCGGCAGCUUGCUCUGCGGGCCAAGCUGCAGACAGGCUGGUCUGUGCACACCCACCAGACAGAGAAGCAGAGGAGGAGCCAGUGCCUCAGCCCGGCCGAGGUGGAGGCCAUCCUGCAGGUCAUCCAGAGGGCCGAGCGGUUGGACGUCAUGGAGCAGCAGAGAAUCGGGCGGCUGGUGGAGCGGCUGGAGACCAUGAGGCAGAAUGUGAUGGGGAACGGCCUCUCCCAGUGUCUGCUGUGUGGGGAGGUGCUGGGCUUCCUGGGCAGCUCCUCGGUGUUUUGCAAAGACUGCAGGAAGAAAGUCUGCACCAAGUGUGGGAUCGAGGCCUCCCCUGGCCAGAAGCGGCCCCUGUGGCUAUGCAAGAUCUGCAGUGAGCAGAGAGAGGUCUGGAAGAGGUCGGGGGCCUGGUUCUACAAAGGGCUCCCCAAGUACAUCCUGCCUCUGAAGACCCCUGGCCGGGCUGAUGACCCCCACUUCCGGCCUUUGCCAGUGGAGCCAGCCCAGCAAGAGCCCAGAAGCACUGAGACCAGUCGAGUCUACACGUGGGCCCGAGGGAGAGCAGUUUCCAGUGACAGUGACAGCGAUUCAGAUCUCAGUUCCUCCAGCCUGGAGGACAGACUCCCUCCCAGUGGGGUCAGGGACCCCAAAGACAACAAGCCCUGGGGGGAAUCAGGUGGGAGCCUGGAGUCUCCAAAGAUGGGGCUCACCUGCCCACCCAGCCACCUCUCAGGGAGCCUGAGAAGCCUGGCCAGCAAGGCUGGGAUGAGCUCCACAGAUAUACAGGGGGGCGCCACACCCAAAGGGCCCCAGUGAGUACCUUCUAACUCACCACCCCCUCUCCCUCUUCUGUUCCUCCCUGCCAUGGGCCCUCCAGCCUGUGGGGCAGUAGGUGAUGUUUCCACUCUCUGUGGUCACUGACUGCUAUGCCAGGUGCUGGGGAAACAGAGGCCAGCCAGCCUCUAUCCCUGCCUGUAGCAAACAGAGAGAGGGACCCAAAAUAAUAAUGGUAAUCACCCCGACUCAUUCUCAGUGAUUGUAACAACAGUUGUCACCAUCCUCUGCUUUAUCAAACGUGUAAUCUCUCAGAGCAUUUCCCCGUGUCUGUAGCAGCCACGGUAGCUCCCAUUUCCCGAGCACCUACUGUGCACCAGGCAGUCCAGUCCUCACCAAGCCCAUCGUGUGCCCAGACAGGGCUGGGGCCAGUGGGGGACAGUCCUUGGCCUUCAGAAACCUACCAUGUAGCUGAGGAAGCCAAAUCAAUUCACCCAAAACAGCCCAGCCCAGGGCAGGCCCAAAUCAGAAGUAAAAUGCUGGCUCUGGAGCUCGGUCUGCCCUUGCACCUCCAAGGUCAACUUACAUUCUGUGAGAGACUUAAUAUCCCCUUUUGAUAGGCGUGGAAACCAAGGGCAAAAGCCCAAGCUCCCACCCACCUCCCCUGCUUGAGGCCCAGCCUGGCUGGCUCAGGUUCAUCGUGUGAUGGGCAUGGGCAGAGGGCAGGUCCCUCACACUCACACCAGAGAAAAUUGUGCAAGUUCAGGUUAAGCUCCUGGUCUCCUUCAAGAAAGAAGCUCCAGCUGGACUUGGUGCCUGCAGGGCUGUGGGGUCCACUAGUGCGUGGUGCCUGUGCGCCGCAACCCAGCAGCUGACCUCCCAAGCAGCAAGUGGGUGGUUCAGUGCUGGAGCAGGCAUGCCCGUGUGUAGGAGCCUGUGUGCACUGGCAGCCACCUGCCAGGAAGCCCCUGGGGAGCUUUGGCCCACUCCCUGCCCUCCCUCUGCCCCCACCUUGAUGGUUCCAGAUAAGCUGCAGGGCAGGACUUGUAAGAGGCAGCAGGUAGAGGAUAUGGCCCUGGAGUGGACCCUCCCCACUUCCAAUAGUCCCCUGAAACCUCCCCAGAGGAUAGUUUGGAACCAAGCAGGCCUGAGUUCUGGUCUCAGCCCUGCCAACCAUAAACGUGCAGUUGAGCAAACCAUGAGGUUGAACCGUAUGAAAUUCAUGAAAAAUAGCGGAAUAUUGGCAGUUCUAUCUGAUUCAACCUAAUAUUUGAUCUCUCUGCCCCCAGUUCCAUUAUCACUAACGUAGGGACCACACUGGCCCUCACAGUGUUGGGGGGAGGGUAAAAUGCAGCAUCUGUGUGGAGUGCCUACCCUAAGUAAGUCUUCGGGAAAUGUCCAGUUAUAAGCUGGGGAGGUCAUGUGGCCCAGGCAUAGAGAGGGUUCCAGGGCUUAAGAAACAACUUGGAAAGGAUUGGCCCAGGGGGAAAUUCUAUAUUCCCAAGUCCAUUUGCAUCCUAAGAUCACCUAUGUUGAUCACCCACUUUAGUGGACUCAACUGAAGCUCCGGGAGUAGCUGAUUUGCCGCCAAUAAUGCAGCAAAAUGGAGCAGAGCUCUGCCUGGGGCACCAGCCCCCGGCCCUCCCGGCAGCCCUCUGGCCAGUGGCAGACAGGGAAGCUGCCUCAGCAAGGGCCCCACCUUCCCGGCCAUCAUCUCCAUUUCACCCCAAAGGUCAAGCUGUCACCAGGGAGGGACUCUGCUUUUGCUCACACUAUACUGGCCUUUUUUUUUCUCUC